Molecule: messenger RNA, 3779 nt
Organism: Oppiella nova
Lineage: Eukaryota; Metazoa; Arthropoda; Arachnida; Sarcoptiformes; Oppiidae
Source: the annotation of a GenBank genome assembly
GAGUUCCAGAGUUCGUGCUAUAAGUUCACCCGAAAUCCCGUCAAGAAUGUGAUCCAAGCGGAGGACACAUGCCUUCUAUACAACUCACACCUAAUUAGUGUCAACACAUUGGAUGAGCACUUGUUUGUGACCCAAUGGCUCCGCAAUAACGACCCCUUGCAUAGGAAAUGGCACACUUCGGGACGCGAUGACGGCAAUAAUGUGUGGAAAUGGUCGGCCGAUCGCACGGACUUCACCAUGAUUAACGACUUGUGGCUACCGUUUAAUGAGAAUAGUGUUACUCGGUUUGACUGGACGCUCACCACUGGAAAGCAAGCCGCGUAUAAUUUCUCUCAGACGGCCGCCCGUUGGGGUCUAAUCCGCGUGAAUGAGAACCAGGAGUUGCCAUACAUUUGCGAAAUCAAAAAAGAGGAUUUAGUGAACGCUAUAAUCAGCGAACGAGAGAUCGAUUAUGGCAUAACAGUUGUCGAUAAGCGACAUGUGCCCAGAGGACCGGUAUUUACUCAAGAGCCCAAAAAUGCCGUUUUUGAUCUGAGCGGUCGGAGUCAAUUGAAUUACGUGUCGAUCAGAUGCGUGGCCGACGGCUAUCCGACGUCGAUAUACAAGUGGUAUAAAGAGGAAUACGUGAACAAUCGGCUCACUUCCAGAUACAUUGACCCCCUGUCCGACAACCGGAUCACACAGACAGAUGGGACGCUCACUAUCUAUAACCCGCAACAGACCCAGGAUAGGGGCAAAUAUCACUGUACGGCUGAAAACAAGUUCGGAGUCAUCAUCAGCCAAACCGUUCAGUUGAGCUUCGGAUACAUCGGCGAGUUCACGAAAAAGCGUUCACCAGAUUAUGGCAAAGAGUAUUGGGGGAAAUCCAUAUCAUGUGAUCCCCCCCAACACCACCCGCGAGUCAACUACUACUGGACCCGCAACUCGUUCCCCAACUUCGUGGAGGAGGACCGGCGGGUAUUUGUCUCACACGACGGCAACCUAUACUUCUCAUCGCUCGAGAAAAUAGAUCGGGCUAACUAUUCGUGCAACGUCCAGUCGGUCAUAUCGAGCACAGGGCGCACCGGACCAUUUUUCCCGCUCAUAGUAGACCCGGCCAGUAGCGGCCAAAAGCUACUGUUCCCCAAUAAUUUCCCGAAAGCCUUUCCUGAGGCGCCCUUAGCUGGCGAUGACGUGAGGCUGGAGUGUAUGGCCUACGGAUAUCCCGUUCCCGCGUAUAACUGGAGCCGUUCGGGUGUCAGCAAUAGGCUGCCCGACACUGCCUACACUACUAAUCAUAAUCGGGUGCUUAUACUGCCGAAAGUGCAGGUGGAGGACAUGGGAGACUACAUGUGCACAGUUACCAGUGGUCGGGAUGUCAUACAAAAGAAAGUGAUGCUCAGUAUUCAAUCACUGCCGGUGUUUACCAUAAAGUUAGGCAAUAAAGUGAUAGAAAGAGGUGCCGCCCGUCCCCUCGUGUGGACGUGUGAGGCGUUUGGCAUUCCGGACGUGUAUUAUCAGUGGUAUAAAAACGGCGAAGAACUCAAAGACCGGACUCUAAUGGAUAACUCGCUGUCGCCGGAAGACCGGCAGCGGUAUAUCGUUAACCAAAACAUACUGACCAUCGAUGGCCUCAUACCGGAUAGGGAUGAGGGUAUGUAUCAGUGCCGGGCCAGCAAUCAGUUGGGCAGUGCCUUCACCGGCGGGCAGUUGCGUAUCAUAUCGAUGGCGCCGUCCUUCCGGAAACACCCGUUGGAAAUCGAGACCUAUGCCUCAGAAGGCGGUAAUAUAACAAUUCCGUGCGUUCCCGAAGCCAUACCAUUCCCCGCAUUCGAGUGGCAGAAAGAGGGUAUGUAUUGUGGGAAUCGGGUUAAGGGUUCGCGAAUCGGUGGGGCUGUGGGCAGAAUCCGAGUGCUGCCCAACGGAUUCCUAGCCAUAAAUCCGGUCCAGAUAUCGGACGAAGGGGUUUACACGUGUAUAGCGCGCAACGACCUGGGCUUCGACCGGUCCCAGGGCUACCUCCGGGUGUUCAAUAGCCCGCGUAUUUAUGACGCGCCGGCCGUGUCUUAUGAUCGGCGGGUCAACGAGACACUGGAGAUGCCGUGCAGUGCCUUCACGGACGCCGCCCUCGACGUCGCCUACAUUUGGCGUCACAACGGACUCAGAAUUAAUUUCACGAAAACCCCGCAGUUUUCAGAAGGCUCGUACCCGGGAUUCCUGCGCCUCAAUAACAUAACCCUCUCAGAGGCCGGGGAUUACGUGUGCGAAGUGAAGACAUCUGUGGGUAGAAAUCAGGCGAAAACCGUACUGCAGGUGUCGGGCCCUCCCAGCGCUCCCGGAGCCGUAUUGGCCGAGGAAUUAACGUCGACGUCGGCUAAGAUUCACUGGUCGGACGGGUCGGACAACGGGCGUCGCGUGUGGGCCUAUAUGAUAGAGGGGCGCACUAACCACAACCAGAUGUGGCUGCCUAUAGUCAAUAUAUCCGACUAUCAGCAACAGUAUGUUACCGAAAAACAGACGGGUAGGCGCGUGACACACAUGCGCGACGUACUGUCCCCCUGGAGUUCGUACGAGUUUCGCGUGUCGGCCAUCAAUGACAUCGGAUUGGGUCCGCCCUCUGAUCCCAGCCCUCAGUAUAACACAGACAAGUCAUUCCCAUUCAAAGCCCCAUCGAAUGUGGGCGGAGGCGGUGGUAAAGCGGGUACUCUGACCAUCACAUGGGAUCCAUUGCCACCACAGGACUGGAACGCACCGGAAAUCUGGUACCAAAUCUACUACAGAGCUGAAGAGCUGCGCGAGUCGGACCCAUACAUCGCUAAGAACCUGACAUCCCUGGGCAACACCAACAUGUAUGCCGUACACGUGGGCGAAGACAACUACUUCAAGCGCUACUCCGUUCGAGUGCAGGCCAUGAACUCGAUGGGCGCCGGGAGGGUCAUCAGCGACCCGGUGACCGUCUACUCGGCCGAGUCUAUGCCACACGUGGCGCCCAACCAGGUCUACGCCGUGGCCUACAACUCGACGUCACUGAACAUCUCGUGGGCGCCGCUGGAGAUGACCCGCGAGAAGAUCAGGGGUCGACUCAUCGGCCAUCGCAUCAAGUAUUGGCCCAACAAUAAGGACCAGCAGUUGGACAGCCUUACGCUGUUGAACAGAGGUCUCGACCCCUGGGGCCUCAUUGUGGCCUUAGUGCCCGACACCGAGUACUACAUAUCGGUGAUGGCCUACAACGACGCGGGCAGUGGACCCGAAUCCGAGCCAUUCCUUGCGCGCACUUAUAAGGCGGCGCCACAGCGACAGCCCACGAGUGUCAACAUAACGGCCACCGAUUCGCACUCAGUUAUGGUCACCUGGAGGGGCAUCACUACACUGACCAACGCAGAGGAGCCCAUCAUUGGCUACAAAGUGCGGUACUGGGAGUCCGAUCAGCCAAUCAGUGGCGCCAAAGAGGUGUAUAAGUAUUUAGACGGCGGGGAACUCAUAGCAGUCAUAUCCGACUUAAUUCCCGGCAAAGUCUAUAAGCUUAGGGUUUUGGCGUUCAGUAGCGGUGGCGAUGGAAAAAUGAGUACCCAGUGGGAGUUUAAAGUGGGCGAAGGCGUGCCCUCCCGUCUCACCUCAUCAGCGCUGCAAUCAUUGCCGUCCAUAGGAUUACUGCAUUGGAUGAUCACUGCGUUUACAUUAAUCUCAUUGCUCACUAAUCCACACGUGAAUCUCACAAAUUAAUAUGAAAACUGAACAAAACAAACAAAAAGUAUCACCAAAUUUUAUGCACACAUUUAUACAAAUAAUUUUUUAAACGC